UAUAUUAGAGCUAAUUUCUCCCCAUUCAUCCUACCUUCCCUUCAAACCCACAAGCCUUUGGCAAGAUGAAGUGGGUAACCUUUACUUGUGUUCUCUUUCUUUUCAGCUCUGCUUACUCCAGGGGUGUGUUUCGUCGAGAUGCACACAAGAGUGAGGUCGCUCAUCGGUUUAAGGAUUUAGGAGAAGAAUAUUUCAGAGGCCUGGUGCUGGUUACCUUUUCUCAGUUUCUCCAGCAAUGCCCAUUUGAAGAACAAGUAAAGUUAGCAAAAGAAGUAACUGAGUUUGCAAAAACAUGUGUUGCUGAUGAGUCAGCUGAAAAUUGUGACAAGUCACUUCACACCCUGUUCGGAGAUAAAUUGUGUGCGAUCGCAUCUCUUCGUGACACCUAUGGUGACAUGGCUGACUGCUGUGCCAAAAAGGAACCCGAGAGACACGAAUGCUUCCUGAAACACAAAGAUGAUAACCCAAACCUGCCUGCCUUGGUGAGACCAGAGGCCGAUGCAUUGUGCACUGCCUUUAAGGAAAGUGACCAGAAGUUGUUGGGAAAAUACUUAUAUGAAGUUGCCAGGAGACAUCCUUUCUUUUAUGGCCCAGAGCUUCUGUACUUUGCUCAAGAAUAUAAAGGAGUUUUGACAGAAUGCUGCGAAGCUGCUGACAAAGCCGCCUGCCUGGGCCCAAAGCUGGAUGCCUUGAAGGAAAAAGUACUGGUUUCAGGUGCCAGACAGAGACUGAAGUGCUCCAGUCUCCAGAAAUUCGGAGAGAGAGCUUUCAAAGCAUGGUCCAUUGCUCGCCUGAGUCAGAAAUUUCCCAAUGCUGAGUUUAUAGAGGUUUCCAAGCUGGUGACAGAUCUUACCAAAGUCCACAAGGAAUGCUGCUCAGGUGACAUGCUUGAAUGUGCAGAUGACAGGGCGGAUCUUGCCAAGUACAUGUGUGAAAAUCAAGAUUCAAUCUCCAGCAAAUUGAAGGAAUGUUGUGCUAAACCUCUGUUGGAGAAAUCCCAGUGCCUUGCUGAGGUGGAAAAUGAUGAUUUGCCUAGUGACUUGCCCUCAGUAAAUGUUGAUUAUGUUGAUGAUAAGGAUGUUUGCAAAAACUACAAGGAGGCAAAAGAUGUCUUCCUGGGCACGUUUUUGUAUGAGUACUCAAGAAGGCAUCCUGACUACGCUGUCUCAUUGCUACUGAGACUUGCCAAGGGAUAUGAAGCUACACUGGAGAAGUGCUGUGCCUCCGAUGACUCUCACGCAUGUGUUUCCAAAGUGUUUGAUGAACUUAAGCCUCUUGUGGAUGAGCCAAAGGCAUUAGUCACAAAAAAUUGUGAAACUUUUGACAAACUUGGAGAGUAUGGCUUCCAAAAUGCGCUCUUAGUUCGUUACACGAAGAAACUACCCCAAGUGUCAACUCCAACUCUUGUGGAUGUCUCAAGAAAACUAGGCAGAGUGGGCAGUUACUGCUGUAAGCUUCCAGAAGUAAAAAGAAUGGGUUGUGCUGAAGACUAUCUGUCCGUGGUCUUGAACUGGUUGUGCGUGUCCCACGAGAAGGCACCAGUGAGCGACAGAGUUACCAAAUGCUGCACAGAGUCAUUGGUGAACAGGCGGCCAUGCUUUUCUGCUCUGGAGGCUGAUGAAACCUAUGCUCCCAAAGAUUUUAACGCUGAUACAUUCACCUUCCACGCAGAUGUAUGCGCACUUCCUGUGCCUGAGCAACAAGUCAAGAAACAAACUGCCCUUGUGGAGCUGUUGAAACACAAGCCCAAAGCAACUGAGGAACAACUGAAAACUGUUAUGGGAGAUUUCACAACUUUCUUCCAGAAGUGCUGCGCAGCUGCUGACAAAGAAGCCUGCUUUGCAGAGGAGGGUCCAAAACUUGUUGCUUCAAGUCAAGCUGCUUUAGCCUAAAAACAACACACUCACAAGCAUCUCAGCUUACCCUGAGAGAAAGAAAGAGAAAUGAAGACCCAAAGCUUAUUCAUCUGUUUUUCCUUUCCUUUGGUAUAAAACCACAACCUCUCUAAAGUACAUACAUUUCUUUAAAUAUUUUGCCUCCUUUCUCUGUGAUGCAAUUAAUAAAAAUAUUUAAAAAAAACUAAAAUAA
Molecule: messenger RNA, 2088 nt
Organism: Myotis daubentonii (Daubenton's bat)
Lineage: Eukaryota; Metazoa; Chordata; Mammalia; Chiroptera; Vespertilionidae
Product: albumin-like
Biological process (GO): transport
Cellular component (GO): cytoplasm; blood microparticle
Molecular function (GO): enterobactin binding
Source: RefSeq, a predicted model, not a curated record